AGGCAGCACCACCCAUAAUCAGCGUGGUUGUUGCUCUUGAACGCACCUCGUAACAUUUUCUCCAACAACAGGAGACGGAGGGGAAGUGGACGCCAAGCGAAAGGAUGACGAGCUAUCAACUGAGCGCGAAGGAGGACAUGGUGGAGAAGUUUCUGGAUGCUGCAGCAAGAGGAGAUAUGUCCCAGGUGUCAAUAUUGCUGUCCCACGUGCCCUCGCUCAUCAACCAGACAGGAUACAGCGGCUGGACCGCGCUAAUGCUUGCAGCUCGCAAUGGACAUUCUCAUGUGGUGGAGAAGCUGCUGUCACAUGGCUGUGAUAAGUUCAUAGUAAACAGUUCAUCACAGACCGCCUACGAUGUUGCCAAGUUCUGGGGUCACAAACACAUCGCUAACCUACUCUCCCAGACUGACGAUGGCUGCCGGCGAGUCCUGCAGGGCUCUGACAUCAGUCCGCAGGAAAACUACUUCAGCAGGGAGACGCUGGACCGCCUGAGUGGGAAGAGGACUGACAAGGCCUGGUUGGAGGCCAAACAAAGAGAACCAGAUACUGUCUACCUCAUAUUCUCGAACCUCAGCCCCAUGGUCAGCACAUCCCAGGAAGACGACGGCGCAGCGGUUGAGAGCAAACUGUGUCGGUUCAGAUAUGAGGCUGUUAAGGAUCUCCUACAGAAACCUGCAACUGUGCUCAUUUUCCUCGGAGUGGAGAAGAGGAAAAAUCCCUCCCCUUCCUCUCCUGAGGAGGGUAUCCGGGAGGCCCCUGCUUGGUUUGCUUUCAGCACUAAUGAAGAUGCUGCUGACCUUGUUAAACGGUGCAGGGAGAAGAACUGCUCCUUUCCAAAGAUGCCAAACAGAGACCUGCUGAAACUAAAUGAGGAAGAGGCCGGGAUUGUGGCUCAGGCUCGAUCGGUGUUGGCCUGGCACGGUCGCUACAGCUUCUGUCCGACAUGUGGCAGCAGCACCAAACUGGAGGAUGGAGGACACAAGAGAAGCUGCCUGAACUCUGAGUGCAGGAGUCUAAAGGGGGUCCACAAUACCUGCUAUCCACGAGUUGACCCAGUGGUCAUCAUGCUGGUGAUCCACCCAGAUGGAAACCAAUGUUUACUGGGAAGGAAGAAGGUCUUCCCAGCUGGGAUGUUUUCCUGUUUAGCAGGAUUUGUAGAGCCUGGGGAAACGAUUGAGGAUGCAGUAAGGCGGGAGGUGGAGGAGGAGAGCGGCGUGAAGGUCGGACCGGUUCAGUAUGUCUCCUGCCAGCCCUGGCCAAUGCCAUCCAACCUCAUGUUUGGCUGCCUUGCUGUUGCCAUAUCAACCGACAUCAAAGUGGAUGAGAAUGAGAUAGAGGAAGCUCAGUGGUUCACACGGCAACAGGUGAUCGACUCCUUGUUCAGAGGAGCAUCUCCAGCUUUUAACAUCCCCCCAAGGCAGACCAUCGCUCACCAGCUGAUCAGACAUUGGAUCGGCAUAAACGCUAAUCUCUAACAGAACACCUUCAUCACUCGACCUCCCGCCCAGCUGAGGAGGUUCGAUGGAUAGGAACGAAUUUGUCCCCAUUGAAUUGACUCACCACAUUCUUCAGAUUGUACACGUUGUGCUUUAAUAUCAGUUUACUGCGAAGCGACUUCCACGCAUGUACAACAAUCUCAGGUUUGACAUUUCACCUCGGAAAUAUCUGCAGUACGAUGAUUAAAUAUGGAAGAAGGAGCGUGCUCUUCUUCAUUUGCCCGGGUGGACAAAUGAAGAGGGCUGUCGUCUGCAAACAGGAGCAGUCCAGUCAACGCAACACAGGGCCACUCGUGUCAACCUGACAGUUUAACAAGAGCAAGAUUCAGUCCAGAAGUAGUUGUCAGAAACGGUAAUUGUUUAAAACAAAUGUAUUUUAAUAAAAGUUUGAUUAUGUAAA
Oreochromis aureus is the source of this 1896-nucleotide messenger RNA. RefSeq names its product nudix (nucleoside diphosphate linked moiety X)-type motif 12 (gene nudt12). Gene Ontology annotation, biological process: NADP+ catabolic process; NAD+ catabolic process. Gene Ontology annotation, cellular component: cytosol. The record is from RefSeq and is a predicted model, not a curated record. The transcript has 8 exons. Gene Ontology annotation, molecular function: NADH pyrophosphatase activity; protein binding; metal ion binding. The coding region runs from base 105 to 1475 and encodes 456 amino acids. Lineage: Eukaryota; Metazoa; Chordata; Actinopteri; Cichliformes; Cichlidae.